CCUGCGAGACCUGCGGCCAUGCCCAGCCACCCCGCCGGCGCCGUGCUGCUGGCGCUCGCCCUCUGCGCCCUCCUGGAAGAUGGUAUGGGCCAUCCUCCGCUGGAGUCCCACCUGGCCGCGCACCCGAGGACCAAGCGAUGUUCCUGCAACAGCUGGCUGGAUAAGGAAUGCAUUUACUUCUGUCACCUGGAUAUCAUCUGGGUCAACACACCGGGACACACCGCUCCCUAUGGCUUGGGAAGCCCGCCAAGGCGGCGCAAGAGAUCGCUCAGCAGGUGCGAGUGCUCACACUCGAGGGACAACAUCUGUGCCACCUUCUGCCAGGCGAAGCCUGGGUACCUCCAGAGUCUGAAGCUCCCAGUGAGCUCUGGAGCAUCAAUGAAGUCUCCACAGAGCGGUGGCGUGAGGCCUUCCCAUCAUGGCCUGCUGAGAGCUCUCAGGGAUAUUGCCGUCUCCAGUCUGUGGUUCGGCAAGCAUCAGCACCGUUCUCGGAGGAACGCACAGCCAACAGUUUUGCCUUGGAAGAAAAACAUCUGGAAGAAAAAGAGAUAAGAAACAGGUGCAUACCAAGUUCACCAGAAGAAUUAGGAGUCCUGUGGGUGCCACUAACUCCGCUGUCGGUAGUUAGAGCUGAAGGAAAGGCCAUGAAUGGAAGGGGGAAGAAGUGGAAGUCUCCAUUCUCCUGUUGCGUGAACCAGUACUGCAUGCACUCCAGAGACUGUUGUAAAGGGAAAACUGUCUCUCUAUACAGUCAUAGCUGUGUCGUGGAGCUGAAUUGUGCCUUUUUGGAUCAGGCAAGGGUCUUGCUGGAAGAGUACUAGCUUAACUCUGCACUGGAGUCCUAGGCAGAGGGUCAGCCUGCGCUGGGCGGUUGAAUCACUUACAAACCAGACGGCUCUGUGCAGUUCUGGACCUGGCAGCACUGAGCCCGUAUCACUGGCCUGGUCUGCUCUGCCUUUGAGCCGUGUUUGAGCACGGUUCCAGCUUGGCCCCAUUCAUAGGUGGUUUGGCUGGUCAUUGUAGAUGGGGAUAAACUGCCUCCAGUGUGAGCCCACCUUUGCACUUUUUUCUCUUACUUGUCAGACAGUGCGAUGUGCAUAUGAAUGAGACUCCCAUGGUAAAACAGCUCCCGGUUUUUAUUAAAAAGUAUAUGUCAUCUAGAAGCCUGAAAGCCACUGAGUAGUCAGUGGCAUUGUUUGGCUGAGAAAUUCACUGAAGGGCUGUCCUUAGGUGGCUCUUGUUUAAGUGGAGCAUAGCUUGCUUACACUGGAGCUUGCAUCAAAUCCAAGCAUGACCCCUGCCAUCAGGCACAGCAGCAGCAGGGGUGGGGAGGCUGAAGUGGAGCUGUAUUUCUGCAGGAGCCCUGUGCAUGCAGCCCCACGUAACCUGGGGGAGGGAGCCCCGCUGGGUCCAAGGCAGAGCCGAGCUGCUAAUCUGGAUGAGUUCAGUGCUGUGAAUCUGUCUCAUCUCCUUGGACAUACCCUUAGCAGGGUAGAGUACUUCCAGCUCUUAACCUCAUAUCCCAGCAUUCUUUCAGCUCUGCCUGAAAGGAAAGGCUAGGGGCAGAGAAGAUGGGUGGUGGGAAAAUAGCACGCAAAGGCUUGCUUGCUGCUUUGCUUAGAUCAGGUCUCUGAGUUGCACUCUAUGUAAUUAAUGACCAGUAUAUGGAUAGCAUGUCACUAUGAGAAGUGUAACCUGAAUAGAGAAUGCGUUAGGCAAGGGGCAGCCAGGUGGGAUUGAUGUGGAGGAAAAGAUUGCUAAGAAGAGAGCACAGCACUGUCUGCACAGCUUUAGAAGAAAGGCUCGGAUUUAAGCCCAUGCCAGAAUCACGGCUGCUUCCCCAGCCAUGGAGCAGCACAGUGCUGCUGGCCCAGAGGAGGGAAAGAAUAAUUUGGAAAAAACACUGAGCCCAGGACCUAGAAACCAAUCUUGCAGGCAAACACAAUCUCAAGGCUCUGGAGCUGUAUCACAAAUGCACUUUUGUUUGCCUGGGCAGAUUAACUUCUAUUACAAAUCGUGGCUGCAGCUGUCAUCUGGUUAGUGCAGAUAAAUAAUUGCUCUCCUGGAACCACUGUUGGGUCCCCCUUGCUGCCCAAUCCAGUAUUACACAUGAGCAUUUUAAAAGGCUGCUUGAAGUUGGUGGUGGACCAAAAUCUGUGGCUGUUGCAAGUGUAGUCCCAUUGGACAUACAAAAUACUUCCUUGAUUUUGCUUUAAGCCCUAGAGGGGGGAAAAAUGAGACCAAUUGAUUGUAUCGUAAAUGAAACAGCAGACUAAUCAUUUGGUCCCCAAAGCUGCAGAGAAUCUUUUUUAUAUUUGACCUUCUGAAGGUUUGAGUCAUUCUAAAAAAAAAUCCUGAAAGGGUUUGUUCCAGAGGAAACUUUGCACAUGGUUUAAUGUGAGCCUAGUAAUUUAAAAUAAAACUACUGCUGUAAAAUACUAUGUAUAUCUCCUUGUGUGUAUAAUGUCUCAUCUUUAAGUGACUUAUUGCACACAUGCCAUAUGUAGCAUCCUGAAAUCUGUAUAUUUAUUUAAAUCUAUUGUUUUUUUAGACAGUAAUUUGCAAAAUUUAAUUUGUAAUAAAUAAUGACAAA
Molecule: messenger RNA, 2593 nt
Organism: Gymnogyps californianus (California condor)
Lineage: Eukaryota; Metazoa; Chordata; Aves; Accipitriformes; Cathartidae
Gene: EDN2
Product: endothelin 2
Exons: 5
Coding region: 19-552 (177 amino acids)
Biological process (GO): regulation of vasoconstriction; regulation of systemic arterial blood pressure by endothelin; vein smooth muscle contraction
Cellular component (GO): extracellular region
Molecular function (GO): endothelin B receptor binding; hormone activity
Source: RefSeq, a predicted model, not a curated record